This is a messenger RNA of Podarcis lilfordi (Lilford's wall lizard), 10412 nucleotides long. Lineage: Eukaryota; Metazoa; Chordata; Lepidosauria; Squamata; Lacertidae. The record is from the annotation of a GenBank genome assembly.
AUGCUGGAGACCCUGCCUCAUCCAAGGAGACCGAGCGAAGAUGCUUCAGAGGACCAAAGGAUGAGCAAGGAACUGCUGGUAGGCCCAUUUGCCGUACUAUCAUUAUGUAUGAAGAAAUCCAUAAUGUUGAUAUGAAAUAUGUCUGCAUAAAAUAUUUUGAGUGCCUACAGAGGUACAUUGCUCUGGCAAUCAAGCCUAUUGUGAAAGUGCUUGCUCUGUGCUAUUUAACUAGUGCUUAAUGCCAAAAUAGGCUUCUAAGCAAUUUUCAAAAUAUAAUAGGGUCGCCAUAUCUUAAAAAGUGAUUAUUAUUAUUAUUUAUUCAACUUAUACACCACCCUACACCCGGAGGUCUCAGGGUGGUUCACAACAAAACACAAAAGUUGUUGAGCUUUUUUGGCGAAAUCUCAAAAAGAAAAAACACUACCGACAUGGGCUGAAUACCAGCCGUGUCUGGGAAACUCCAGACAUAUGGCAACCCUAAAAUAUAACAACAAUUGGGCAAUCAUUAAAAUGUGGUGGUAUAUACAUGUCAUUUUUGAGUGUUUAAAGCUGUUUCAUUGAAACGUCUCAGCAACAAGUGUGCGGAAAUCUGGUUUUCAACAGGUCAUAUAACCAUUCUUCAAGGAACUUAGAUUUUGAAAGUCUACUUUAAGUGAUUUUCUGCCAAGAAAAUCUCCUCUUCUUGGGCGAGGUUCUCGAACGGGUGGUUGUGGACCAGAUCCAGUAGGCGCUCUUGGAGGAAACCGAUUUUCUGGAUCCAUUUCAUUGGGGUUUAGGACCGGUUUUAGGACAGAAACUGCUUGGGUCGCCCUGGACGGUUACCUCUGUUGAGAGAAAGAUGGGGAAAUAGGUCCUUGUUAAUUCUCCUCUGUCUCAGCUGCUUUCAGUACCAUUGACCAUGGUAUCAUUCAGAAGUUUGGCUAUCCUUGUUGGGCCACCAGGAAUACACAUAUAGAGGGUCUUUCACUGCUCUCAAAGGGAAAGGAAUGGAGUGGGCUUUGGCUGUGUCUGUGUGAGCGGGAGAAGGAGAGAAAAUGUGGUGUGUUUUUUUGUGCAUAGGAAAGAGAACCGGGGGGGAGGGGGGAAUCUGCUUCCCAGCCUUGUGCAGUGUCACUCAGAAGCAAGCUUAAUUUUUCUGCGAAACAUGCUUCACCCUCCUUUUUUAAUCGCAGAGGAAGGCAGACGUGGAGAGGGAGGAAAUUGUCCAAGAAUGGAAGGAUCUCUGUCGUUUUCUGGAAGAACAGAAGCAGCAGCUGAUCUGGUGGCUGGAAAGUCUUGCAGGGAACAUCAUCGAGAUAAGGGGGCAAAGUCCGUCCGUGGAGACCCAUCCACCAAGCGAAACAGGGGGGUCGCAGGAGCAUAUUGACUGCCGGCAGGUGAGACUUCUUCCUUUUUUGGAAAUGAUUUUUAUUUGAUUAAAAAAAAUAAACAAGAUAUAGCAAAAUCAUUUAUAAGUCCAUAUACUCUGAAUCUCGCGACUUCUCCCCCCCACUCUCCGUGGGUCCUAAUGCUAAUAUUUACGCCUGCAUAUCAAUUCAUUGUCCAGAUAUCUUGUCCCUCUAAAUUAUCUAUACUUUUUGUUAGUUACUUUACAAGUGUGGUUAAAAUUCUGCUAAUGUUUUCAUCUGUUUACAAUGGCCUCGUAGAUAUAUUACAAAUUUUCCCCAUUCUUUUUUAAAGAUCUUGUCCUCUUGGUUUCUGAGCUUCCCGGUUAAUUUUGCCAUUUCAGCAUAGUCCAUGAACUUGGUUUGCCAUUCUUCCAUGGUUGAGAUUGUUUUUUCUUCCCAUCUCUGGGCUAAUAACAUCCGUGUGGCUGUUGCCGCAUACAUGAAAUGUAUUUUCUGGUCAUUUGGAAUCUCGGUACCUAUAAUUCCUAAUAAAAAAAGCUUCUGGUUGUUUUUAACAAAGGUUAUUUUAAACAUUUCCCCCCCAAUUCAUCUAAAAUCAUCUCCCAGAAGGUUUUAGUUGCCUUACACAUCCACCACAAGUGAUAAAAGGUACCGUCUUUGUCUUUACAUUUCCAUCAGGUGUUUCUACUUGUUCUGUACAUUUUCCCUAACUUGUUGUUGUUGUUGUUUAGUCGUUUAGUCAUGUCGGAUUCUUUGUGACCCCAUGGACCAGAGCACGCCAGGCACUCCUGUCUAGGAAUGCAUGCUCUGUGGCUUUAACCGUUAAAGGGCCAAACUGGGGCAGAAGUAGCCCUUUCCUGGCUUUCCCCCAGUUCAAUGCCAUGCCCUCCAACAUUUCUCCAAUGAAAAUUGUUGUUGUUGUUUAGUCGUUUAGUCGUGUCCAACUCUUCAUGACCCCAUGGACCAGAGCACGCCAGGCACUCCUGUCUUCCACUGCCUUCUGCUGUUUGGUCAAACUCAUGUUGGUAGCUUCGAGAACACUGUCCCACCAUCUCGUCCUCUGUCGUCCCCUUCUCCUUGUGCCCUCCAUCUUUCCCAACAUCAGGGUCUUUUCCAGGGAGUCUUCUCUUCUCAUGAGGUGGCCAAAGUAUUGGAGCCUCAGCUUCAGGAUCUGUCCUUCCAGUGAGCACUCAGGGCUGAUUUCCUUCAGAAUGGAGAGGUUUGAUCUUCUUGCAGUCCAUGGGACUCUCAAGAGUCUCCUCCAGCACCAGAAUUCAAAAGCAUCAAUUCUUCGGCGAUCAGCCUUCUUGAUGGUCCAGCUCUCACUUCCAUACAUCACUACUGGGAAAACUUCCUAACUUAGUAGGAGUCAAAUACUACCGGUAUAUCAUUUUCAUAUCAUUUUCUUUCAGCGUACAACAUGCCGUCUAUUUCAAAUCUGUUUUCCGUAGCCUCUCCCAAUCUGCUGGCAGGUGAGACUUUGCCAAUCCAGUGAAAAGACGGGACUGCUUCUUGCUCGUCCAUUCAUUGGAGAGACAGUGCUGUCUACCAGUUAGAGUGUCCUGGGACCUGGGAGACCAGGGUUCGAGUCCUCACUCGGCCACGAUGAAGCCUUGAGCCCAGUCACAGCCUCUCAGCCUCACCAACCUCACAGGGUUGUUGUGGGGGGAGGAAAGGAGGAUUAAUUCUUUUUUUAUUCCAAGAUGAGCCUAUUUGCAUGCAUCCUGUUGCUUCAGCAUAGUAUCUGCAAUGCAGACUGUUCACCCAAGUCGUUCCUGUUGUCGUCUCUUCCCUCCAGGCCACUGGCAGUUCCAGCAGCAGACAAGGAAACUUCCUCGAGGUGGAACUGAGGCUUCACCAUUUCUCUGAGAGGAGGAAGGCCGUCUUGGGAGAGGCGCUGAACUGCUUCCGAGGUGAGCAGGGGUCUUCUGAGUUCUCUCUUGGGCAGCGAGACGCCCAUCAAAGCUCUAGUGAAGGCAAUUUGCACCUGGUCCUCCACCCCAGUGCAACUGAAAAGGUGCUGGGCUCACCGUGAAAUUGUUACAGUAUGUGCCACACUUUUAGCCAGUACUAUGUACCCUUGAGGCCCCCCCCACCCGAAAGAAACACUGAUUAUUAUUAUUUAAAAGACUGAUAUACAGCUCUGCAUCAAAAGAUCUCAGAGAGGUUCACAACAUAAAAACACAAGUACGGCAAUUAAAGCAAAAACAACUAAACGAUAGCCCACGCUACUUUAUGUCUGUUAAACAUUAAAAGCUUCCCUAAACAGGGCUGCCUUCAGAUGUCUUCUAAAAGUCUGGUAGUUCUGUUUCUCUUUGACAUCUGGUGGGAGGGUGUUCCAAAGGGCAGGUGCCACUACCGAGAAGGCCCUCUUCCGGGUUUGAUUGUUUGGGAGCCAAAACAUUUGAGAUCUAGGCUGUCCGACUUCCAAGGUACAACUUUGUUGCCAUAGCUCAAACCAGGGCAUUGCCGGUAUUUCUGCUUCCAGAAUCCAGUGCAGACAAAAAGAGAAAUGGCUUGAGUAUGCACUUAUACCUUUUAAAAUGCAUUAUUUCCCUCAAAGAAUUCUGGGCACUUGUUGAGGGUUGCUUAAGGUUUAUGAUGAGGCUAUCUGUUUCCCUUGAGGAAGGUGGAAUGUGUGUUGAUCAGAAUACAAAAAAAAAGCAGUUUCUCUCUUUGCCUUGUUUCCAGAGUCCCUGAAGAUGGAGCUCGAAAGUCUGAUUGGUACGUCCCUGGCUCUGACGGGACCAAAGGGGUGUUUCGUUUUAUAAAUAACAGCCGAAACAGUGUGUGAAGCCCUCUUUCGACUUGGGAUCCCCAGCGGCUGCCGUUCAGAGGCACCUACCACCUCUGACACUGGGGACACAGCCGAGCUGCCUGCUACUAGCGAAAUGCUUGAACUUGCUCUCUGCUACUAGCAACUUACUUGUCCGCGGCUUUUCAAACUGUUUAUGGGGAAGGCAGGGGUGGGGUGGGAGAGGACAGGAUGAAAUCUGAACGAUGCCUUUUUUUUGCAGCUCCUCCCUUUCUUCCGGAGUCUCGUUUUAAAGACUCAAGAACAUUCCCCCCAUCUGGCUCGGGAAAAUUUCCUUGGGAGCAACGUGAAAUGGAAACAGACGCAGGAUCUGUAGUUCAGGUGAGGGUGUUUAUUCCCUCCUUACCACCCUUGCCCUGACCUCGCCACUGUGAUCCACGCGACGGUCACCUCCAGACUUGAUUAUUGUAACUCGCUCUAUGUGGGGCUGCCCUUGGGACUGACCCAGAAACUCCAGCGGGUGCAGAAUGCCGCGGCGAGGCUCCUUACGGGGUCCUCACCGUGGGAUUACAUUCACCCGGUGCUAUACCAGCUGCACUGGCUCCUGGUGGAGUGCAGGAUCAGGUUUAAGGUGCUGGUUUUGACCUUUAAAGCCCUAUACAGCCUAGGACCCUCGUACCUACGGGACCGCCUCUCCUGGUAUGUCCCACAGAGGACCUUAAGGUCCACAAAUGACAAGAUCUUGGAGGUCCCAAGUUGAAGGUGGUUAGAUUGGUCUCAACUAGGGCCAGGGCCUUUUCAGUACUGGCCCCAACUUGGUGGAACGCUCUGUCACAAGAGACUAGGGCCCUGCGGGACUUGACAUCUUUCCGCAGGGCCUGCAAGACAGAGCUGUUCCACCAGGCCUUUGGCCAAGGCACAGUGUGACCCCCUCCUUUGGUAAUCCUCACAGAACUCUAGCCGAAUGGUUGCUAUUAUUUUGAUUCUGAAUUGAUUUUAGAAUGUAUUUCAAUUAAUUGACUGUGACUUUAUGUAAACUGCUAUUUUACUGUUGUUAGCCGCUCUGAGCCUGGCUUUGGCUGGGGAGGACGGGAUAUAAAUAAAAAAAAUAUUAUUAUUAUUAUUAUUAUUAUUAUUAUUAUUAUUAUGCUACUGGGCAGUGUGAGCAGCUUUGGAGGCAGAAUGUCAGGACUCAGCUAUACAGCUGCAAAUAUAAUUGCUUUAAGUAUGUUUAAAGUGCAUUAUAAAAUUGUGACACCAGAUGGCGCUGGUGAGCUAAUGGCAAAUUCCAUACAGAUUUCAAAACGUGUUUUUUUUAAAGCAUAUUCACAGCAUUUUUUUUUAUAUAGUGUGUAGAUUUGGCCCAAGUAUUCUAAACAUCACACACACACACCAGCCUGGUUACCCGAGUCUGAUCACAAAUGCCGAUUUCAUUCCCAGAAUCUGCUGAAGUUUGAGGACGUGGCUGUGGAUUUUACAGAUGGCGAGUGGGACCUUUUGGACGCCCACCAAAGGACCCUCUACAAGGAUGUCAUGCAAGAAAACUACGAGAACACGACCUCACUGGGUAAGAGGGCAGGUCUGGGUUUUAAACCAUCGGCCGCGGGGAAAGCUUUCUAUUUCUUUACCAAAACGUCUGCACUGCUUGACCGCUGUAAAAUGUCUAAGCGGUUUACAGGAAAUAUUAAAAGAUGUUAAUAGCCGAUAAUUGGAAAGGAAAUUAUGUUCUAACCAAAGAAGAAUGGUUGAAUAAAUUAUGCGAAUCCUUGGAAUUAGCAGAGUUAACUGAUUUGAUAAGACAAAAACCAAAAAAUAUAAUCCAGAAACAAUGGAAAUGUUUAAAUGAUUAUUUAUGUAGACAAAGAUUAAAUGUAAGGUAUUGGUUGUGUUCAGAAUAGAUUUAUGAAAGAUUUAGAAAACUUAUUGAUUAGAAUAUUUGUGUGAGAUUGUAUUGGAAAAAUACGGAAUAACAGAUACAGUCUUGCUUAAAAUGUAUAUAGGAAGUGCAGUGUGAGCGAUGGAAGUCAAUCAAUGAAAUUUUAUUAUUAUUUUCAUAUUGAGAUAUUUGUAGAAUAAAUUUGGAAUAAAUUCUUCCACCUUUUCUCCUUUCCUCUUUAUUUUUUCUUUUCUUCUUUUCUGUUCUUUUUUAUAUAUGUGUGCUUAUCUGAAAUAUAUAUGUAUGUAUUUGCAAAAUUUUUCUUACAUUUUGUAAUACCGUAUUUUUCGCUCUAUAAGACGCACCAGACCAUAAGAUGCACAUAGUUUUUUGAAGAGGACAACAAGAAAAAAAAUAUUCUGAAUCCCAGAAGCCAGGACAGCCAGCGGGAUUGCAGUGCAGCGAUCCCACUGACUGUCCUGGCUUAUGGGAUAGCUACGCGCAGCCUCUCUCGGGCAGGGGGUGAAGGCUCCCAUUGCCCAGGAGAGGCUGUGCACGGCCAAGCAAGAAGCCAGGACAGCAGCGGGAUUGCAGUGCUUUGGGGAACUGCAGGAAGGCAGAGAACUUUGGUCCCCACAACUGCCUCAUAGGGGCAAGAUCUACAGGGACGAGUUGCCGCGCUCAUGAGGCCUGGCCUCGUGAACCAACCUCGUUACUUUAUGAGACGAGUGAUUGUUUUGCUGGCCUGCUCCUGACAGGUGUUGUCUGGGGAGGCCAAACAGAGUGACCCGGAGGGUCCAGGGUUCCCCACACCUUCUGUAGACUCAGAAAUAACUGUGACUUCCUCCUCUUCUCCCCUGGCUUCCUUCCUGACCAGUUCUGGCCAUCACCAAGCCGGGCACGAUCUCUCGGCUGGAACAAAUGGACGAGCUGCCAGCAACGGAUCUCCACAGCGCCAGGGACCACGUAGGAGGUAUGCCAUUCAGACGUAAUAUUUGCUGGGAAGGGGAAGGCGAUGAUAAUAUGGGAUGGGAUUCUGGGCAGUGGGAGGGUUUGUACCCAUUGGUGGUCUGGAGCGCAGCAAGGUUGUUUCAACCCUGCUGUGUCUCAAGUCGCUUUCUUGAUAAUAAUAAUAAUAAUUUAUUAUUUAUACCCCACCCAUCUGGCUGGGUUUCCCCAGCCACUCUGGGCGGCUUCCAACAAAAUACAGUGGUCUGUUAAACAUUAAAUCUGAAGGGCUGCCUUCAGAUGUCUUCUAAAAGUCUGGUAGUUGUUUUUCUCUUUGACAUCUGCUGGGAGGGCGUUCCACAGGGCGGGUGCCACUACCGAGAAGGCCCUCUGCCUGCUUCCCUGUAACCUCACUUCUCGCAGCGAGGGAACCGCCAGAAGGCCCUCGGAGCUGGACCUCAGUGUCCGGGUAGAACGAUAGGGGUGGAGACGCGCCUUCAGGUAUACUGGGUUGUCAUACAAACCACAGAGGGACACAAGGGUGUCUUCAUCCAAUUCCCAUUACCCAUUCUUUCCUCUUCCCUGUUCUUAGCCAUCACAAACCCCAAGACAUUGGCAAAAGUGGAGCAAGGGAAUGAGAUCUGGGCUGAGCGUCGGUGCAGGCCUCAAGGAAAUGCUUGCAGCGAGCCAACAGGUGAGGCCACUUGGAAACCACAAACAAGCUUUUUUUGUCUCCAGAAGUUGGCUGCGUCUACAAAUGGGCGGAUCCUUUAAGCCAUCAUGUCUUGAUAGAUCUGUGCUCCCCUAAUUUGUCACACCGGCUUUCUCCUUUCCUACAGAAGUCAGACUGGCUCCUUCCUUGUUGUCCUUCUGCUGGCAGGUGAAGUCUCAUUUAUUCUGACAGGCCUCUGGGAACUGUCUGCUUUUGUUUUAAGGAAAAGGCUUCAAAAUUGCUGCUGCUGCUGUUGUUGUUGUUAUUGAUAAUGAUGAUGAUGUUGGUGAUGAUGAUGAUAAUAAUAUAUUACGUGGCGCUGUGGUCUAAACCACAGAGCCUAGGACUUGCCAAUCAGAAGGUCGGCGGUUCGAAUCCCCGCUACGGGGUGAGCUCCCGUUGCUCGGUCCCUGCUCCUGUCAACCUAGCAGUUCGAAAGCACGUCAAAGUGCAAGUAGAUAAAUAGGUACCGCUCCGGCGGGAAGGUAAACAGCGUUUCCGUGUGCUGCUCUGGUUCGCCAGAAGCGGCUUAGUCAUGCUGACCACAUGACCAGGAAGCUGUCUGUGGACAAACGCCGGCUCCCUCAGCCUAUAGAGUGAGAUGAGCGCCGCAAACCCAGAGUCGGUCACGACUGGACCUAACAGUCAUGGGUACCUUUACCUUUACCUUUACCCAUCUGACAGGGUUGCCCCAGCCACUCUGGACAGCUUCCAACAUAAUAAAAACACAGCAAAACAUUAAACAUAAAAAACUUCCUGAAACAGGCUGCCUUAUCUUUUUUAAUAAGAUGAUAGAUGAUAGAUAGAUAGAUAGAUAGAUAGAUAGAUAGAUAGAUGAUAGAUAGAUAGAUAGAUAGAUAGAUUCUAUCAUAGUUUAAUUACCUUUUAAAGUAAAUCCUGCCAACCUAGCAGUCCGAACGCAUGCCAGUGCAAGUAGAUAAAUAGGUACCGCUGCGGUGGGAAGGUAAACGGAGGUUCCGUGCGCUCUGGUUUCCGCCACGGUGUUCCAUUGCUCCAGAAGCGGCUUAGUCAUGCUGGCCACAUGACCCGGAAAGCUGUCUGUGGACAAACACCAGCUCCCUCGGCCUGAAAGCAAGAUGAGCGCCGAAACCCCAUAGUCGCCUUUGACUGGACUUAACCACCCAGAGGUCCUUUACCUUUUACUUUUACUUUUUACAGAUUAUCUUUUAAGUUUUUUGUCUUGUAUCUGUGUUUGUGUAAGCAGCCAUGAGUUCUGGUCUGGGGAAAAAUACAUGAUAUAAAUAUAUUAUUAUUAUUAUUAUUUCCCUCUAUUUAAGAUGUUGUCUCACCUUCCUUCUGUUUUCUCCAUCUUGUUGCCAGUGCCAUUGUUGCAUCUAUCAACCUGAUGCAUAGCUCAGUCGGUAGGACAUCAGACUCUUGAACUCAGGGUCAGGGGUUUGAUCCCCAUGUUGGGUGAAAGAUUCCUCAUUGCCGGGGGUUGGACUAGAUGAUCCAUGUGGUCCCUUCCAACUCUUCUCUUCUCUUCUCUUCUCUUCUGAUGACUACAUGUGAAUCACACUGAUAUAUCUUCUCCUUUUCCCAGGAGUUGCUGAGAGAACAAGAGAGAAUGAGGGGAGGGGUCUUCAACCAGAAAACUUUGAGCUGGCAGGGUCACACAUUGCAUUGCUUCAAAGCACUGAGACCAAGUCCAAAUCCCGUGAAAAGCAGGAAGCCCCUGAGACUCAACCCAUGUCGCCAGGCAGCCAUCUUGGAGAGCAGCUACUGGAACCAGUUCUUUUUGUGGGGCUAGAGAAGAACACAGGCAACAUAGGGACGGGACAGGAGAGCCAAGAGCUUUGCUCCGCCUGUGGGAAGGUCUUCAACAACAGGGCAAGCCUGGUUAGACAUCAGAGAAUCCACAGCGGGGAGAAGUCACACACCUGCACAGACUGCGGGAAAAGCUUCAACAAGAGGUCCAACCUUAUUACUCAUCAGAGAAUCCACACGGGAGAGAAGCCCUACCGGUGUGUGGAGUGUGGGAAAAGCUUCAGCCUGAGCUCCAGCCUCGUCCGGCACCAGAGGAUCCACACUGGGGAGAAGCCCUACCAGUGCUCUGUGUGCGAGAAAAGCUUCAACCAGAAGCCCUCCCUGGUGGUGCACGAGAGGACCCACCGCCGUGAGAAGCCCUACAAGUGCUCGGCGUGCGAGAAGAGCUACAGCCACGCCACGAGCCUCAUCGCUCACGAGAAAAUCCACCGGGAGGAGAAGCCGUACUGGUGCGCGGAGUGCGGGAAAAGGUUCAGCUUCAGCUCUCAGCUGAUCACCCACCAGAGGAUCCACGCGGAAGAGAAGCCCUACAAGUGCUCUGUCUGCGGGAGAGGGUUCAGCCGCCCCUCCAGCCUCGUUGUGCACGAGAGGGUCCACACGGGAGAGAAACCCUACAAGUGCACCGCCUGUGAAAAGGGCUUCCCCUCCAACUCGAGUCUGGUGAGGCACCAGCUCACCCACGUGGAAGAGAAGCUGUGUGCGGAAUGCGGGAAAAGCGUCAGCCCAACUUCCCGACUCCAGAGGAUCCAGGCCGGGGAGGAAAUGGCCAAGUGCCCGGGAUGCGAGAACCGGUUCGACUCGAGUCCCAGUGGUUUUCCAGUGGCGCAUCUUCCCAAAUGGAGGAAACCCGUUGGCAGACGAAACAGCAGUCGGCGUGAUGACAUUCGUAUCGUAGAUUCCGCAGAGGUGCAGCUGGAGGACGAUGUUUUCAGCCAAAGCUCCCUGCCUCUGCAUUAUCACAUUCACUAUGCGGGAUGGGAAUGA